Messenger RNA from Lynx canadensis (Canada lynx), 1172 nucleotides. Its product is annotated as 40S ribosomal protein S7-like. Gene Ontology annotation, cellular component: ribosome; small-subunit processome; 90S preribosome. The record is from RefSeq and is a predicted model, not a curated record. NCBI's taxonomy places the organism in Eukaryota, Metazoa, Chordata, Mammalia, Carnivora, Felidae. Gene Ontology annotation, biological process: translation; rRNA processing; ribosomal small subunit biogenesis. Gene Ontology annotation, molecular function: structural constituent of ribosome.
UGACAUUCUGUUUUUUUCUGCAUUUUCUUAUUUAUUAGUUAUGCGGUUUGCUUUAUGCAUUGGACUAACUCCUCUUAGGGCAUUUUAAAAACUUUGUCAGUUUCAUAGUAUUGGUACAUUGAGCCAUAAUAUCUUUGCAUUUAUCUGACUAUACGUAUUCGGAGAGAAAAAACUGUGCUGGUGCCGUAUGCUGACAUGUUGAUCUGAAGGUCCAGCUGUACCUCUGAGAAAAGGGCCUGGCUUUACAAUGCAUUUAGGCUCUUCCUGGGCCAGCGCUCUCACCAAGGAGAAGGCCAUGUUCAGUUUGAGCAUGAAGAUCAUGAGGCCCAAUGACAAGAAGCUGGACAGCUUCAUGUCCGGCAUAUACCAGGCUCUCCUCAAGCUGGGGAUGAACUCGGACCUCAAAGCCCAGCUAAAGGAGCUGAAUAUAACAGCAGCCAAGGAAACUGGAGUUGGUGGUGGUCCAAAAGCUAUUAUCAUCUUUAUUCCCGUUCAUCAACUGAAAUCUUUCCAGAAAAUCCAAGUCCAGCUCGUCUGUGAAUUGGAGAAAAAGUUCAGUGGGAAGCAUGUUGUCUUUAUUGCUCAGAGGAGAAUUCUGCCUCGGCCAACUCAAAAAAGCCAUACCGAAAAUAAGCAAAAGUGUCCCAGGAGCUGCACUUUGACAGGCGUGCACGACGCGAUCCUGGAGGACUUAGUUUUCCCAAGCAAAAUUGUGGGCAAGAGAAUCCACGUGAAACUGGAUGGCAGCCAGGUUAUAAAGGUUCAUUUGGCUAAAGCACAGCAGAACAAUGGGGAGCACAGGGUUGAAACUUUCUCUGGCAUCUAUCGGAAGCUCACUGGCAAGGAUGUUCACUUUGAGUUCCCAGAGUUUCUGUCGUAAACAAAUAUGAUUUAAAAAAAAUGCUGUUAGGUGUCCCUCUUGUUUACCUGAGGCAGAUCUGGUUUUCCAUAGCCCUGGAAUAUACUCAUUUGCCAUCAGAUCUUUAGCAUAGUUCAGACCGUGGAAGGAGUCUCAGAUUCUAUAGUGACCUUGAGGAAGGCAUGCAAUCUACCUUGACCUUCUUAUCCCAAACGUAAAAGUGAUUUUUUUCUCUAGAAUUCCCACCUCUAUCACCCUUAAGAUAUAAAUCUGUUUUAGGGCACCUGGAUGGCUCGGUCAGUUGAGCAGCCAA